This is a messenger RNA of Mytilinidion resinicola, 607 nucleotides long. RefSeq lists its product as uncharacterized. The transcript has 3 exons. NCBI's taxonomy places the organism in Eukaryota, Fungi, Ascomycota, Dothideomycetes, Mytilinidiales, Mytilinidiaceae. The record is from RefSeq and is a predicted model, not a curated record. Bases 197 to 538 code for a protein of 113 amino acids.
CCUGAGGCUGCAGCGCAACACGGCGAAGCUCGGACAUGCCGUUCGACUGCGCCGCACCGACCCCUGGGUUGUUCGCAGAUCGAGGCAACAAUGCGCCCUCACACCCUCAAUUGGUGUUGUGGUGUCGUCGUCAGUGUCGCCAUUGGCAGUGACGCAGAGUGCAGAGUGUGGCGGAGCAAGAGGCACCGUGGCGCGCAUGGGGAGCUCUGACUCUCCCGGCCAACGGUGUGACGGCGAUUCCACCCGGUCAGCUGUUGUCAUUGCGGUGCAAGUCUCAGCUCUGCGCCCAGCACACAAACCCUACUUGACAGCAAACCCUCCUCACUUUGCAGACGUGGUAAUCCUCCAUCCAACACCUCUUCCACUUCUCGAAACCGCAUACAGCAUGGGACUUGCAUCGAAGCUCGCCGCAGCAGGGCCUCCGCCAGGCGCCGCUCCAGGCGGAUAUCCUCCCCAGGGACAGCCAGGCGGAUACCCCGGGCAGCCGCAAUACCAGGCCUACCCAGGUGGGGCUGGCGGCCAACAGGUAAGCGCGUAAAAUCCCUUAUUAUUCACUCCUCCAUCAUCGCUUGCUCGCAUCGUCAUCACCCUACAUCCCGUGUCCGCG